AUGGCAAAGGUUAUCCAUGAUAAGAAGUCUUUGCGGCCGCAAGUGCGCGAAGAGUAUGACGCGGAGCCGCCCAGUAAUCCCAACCCCGUAUGGACGGGCAGCGUGGUUUCUCAGUACGGCGCCGGCAAGCGUUCUCCAGGCUUCUGUGGACUCACUGACGCUAAGGUUUUUGUGCGUGGUGACCCCUUGAAGAGUUUCCACCCUCUACUCGGCCGCCCUGCUCUUGCUGGGUACCCUGUCUCGGAGCAAGCUCGGCCACGGAGUCAGAAGGCCCGUCGCCGCCUGAGGAUGCAACGUGUGGCCCUCGACCCCACAGGCCCUGUCACCAAGUUCUUGGAGAAGAAUCUGUUUCCAGUUUUGCUGCCAGGACUAGAAGCCAUGCUGAGAGAGGUCCAGAGACAGCUGCGUCUCCCGAGGGGAAGAACAGCUUUUAACCCGUGUGACUUCUUAACAGAAUGGCUGUACAACUGUAACCCCCGCAGGAGAGGACAGAGUCCUGUGAAAUUCCAAGACAUCCCCUUUGUCAAGGACUGGCUCAGUAUACAUCCCAGGCCUCCUGUCCCGCUGUCUCUGUUACUGACAGAUGAUCAGGCUGCUCUCCUCAUCCAGGCUUCCUGGAGGGGAUACAAGGUCAGAGUGCGUCCAGAUGUGCAAGAGCUGCGGCAGUGGCAAAGAGAGCUGAGAGAGGAGAACCAUGGCAUCGACAAAACUGUCCAGGAAUUCUGGGCUCAACAAGCGAGCCAAGUGGGCUCGGCUGGCACAGAUCUCCCCGAAAGCCCCCAGCCGGGCAACUCAAGCGUGUCCAUCCAGGUAGCUUCCCCAACCCCACAAAGUAUGGUGGUCCACACCCCAACGGCUCAAAUGACCCCCGAGAGCAGUGAGAUGCUGACUCCCAGUCUGCACAGUUUGGGGGAAACAGUCUCUCCAUCAUCAGUGACCGAGUACCUGACUGUACCGGAGUGUGGUGGCCUAUCCCUGGCUGCAGUAUCUCCAUCCCUUCAAGGAAGUUACAACCUGAGUUAGGUCAUGGGUAAUAUCAAUUUAAACCAUCAUCGCUCCAAAUUACAAGAAUUUCAUGGUUGUUACACUGGGUUAAAUGCCAAACUGGCCAGUGUGAUCAGUCAAACAAGCCAUUAAAAUGCCUGAAAACCAAUUAGAUAUGGAUGU
Molecule: messenger RNA, 1167 nt
Organism: Lampris incognitus (smalleye Pacific opah)
Lineage: Eukaryota; Metazoa; Chordata; Actinopteri; Lampriformes; Lampridae
Gene: iqck
Product: IQ motif containing K
Exons: 9
Coding region: 1-1023 (340 amino acids)
Molecular function (GO): protein binding
Source: RefSeq, a predicted model, not a curated record